AUGCUUCAGCCCACAUCUGAGCCAUGGGAGAAAACAGGGACGUGCUAUGGCUUACCAGAGAUACGGAAACAAUGUAUAUACUCAAAACUUCGGUAUGACAACCAAGGACUUGAUCGGGAUGCAGAAGAAAUGGGUGACUGCAACAAGUUUUACAAAACCUACUCCAAAAACAAUCUCACUGGCGGCAUUCUCGUACUUUGGUGCACACAUUCUGUCUGUCUCGGCUUUCACUCUAUCCCAGUUGCAGAAGGCCGAAAUGAUGUCUUUUCUGCAAUCUACACCCGAUUUCUGGUUGCACCAAAAGUCAUAAUUUAUGACUUUGCUUGUCAACUUGCACCAUACAGCUUCAUUCGUGAAGCCCGCUAUUUCCAGCACACACGGUUCCUUAUUGAUGAAAUGUAUGCUCAUGAUCACACUCGUUGUGGUAAAGCAUGUUUUGCAAGCAAUGCUAUGCGAUUUGAUGAUCAUGUUUGUGCUGUAAACACCAGUGCAGCUGAAUGCGGGAAUAAAGGUAUCAAGAGGAUACGCAAAAGUGUCAGUUUCAUGAUUCACGAUCAUGCAGUACAGUACACCAAAGUUUUUCUUGAUAUCUGGAAUCGGAACACGAUCAAUAGGAUAUAUACCAUGCAUGCUAAGUAG
Suillus discolor is the source of this 639-nucleotide messenger RNA. RefSeq lists its product as uncharacterized. The transcript has a single exon. Lineage: Eukaryota; Fungi; Basidiomycota; Agaricomycetes; Boletales; Suillaceae. Bases 1 to 639 code for a protein of 212 amino acids. The record is from RefSeq and is a predicted model, not a curated record.